Messenger RNA from Aspergillus steynii IBT 23096, 1585 nucleotides. RefSeq names its product cytochrome P450. NCBI's taxonomy places the organism in Eukaryota, Fungi, Ascomycota, Eurotiomycetes, Eurotiales, Aspergillaceae. Bases 5 to 1585 code for a protein of 526 amino acids. The record is from RefSeq and is a predicted model, not a curated record. Gene Ontology annotation, molecular function: heme binding; oxidoreductase activity, acting on paired donors, with incorporation or reduction of molecular oxygen; iron ion binding. The transcript has 3 exons.
CACCAUGGCCAUCACCAGCGAUUUCCUGACUGCUUUCUCCCUGCCCGAGAUCCUGCUUCUCGGCGUCCUGUGCCUGACCGCCGGAUAUGUCUUCCACCAAGUCUGGCUUCAUCCCCUGGCCAAAUACCCCGGUCCGUUGGUGUCGAAGCUCACGCACCUCUACUCCGUGUACCAUGCGUUCAGGAGUGACCGCCACGCCGACCUCUACCGACUACACCAGCAAUACGGCCCCGUCGUGCGCUUCGGCCCCAACCACAUCUCCAUCAAGGAUGUUCGAGCCCUGGAGCCGAUCUACGGGCACGGGGCCAACGUCCGGAAGUCCCGCUGGUACAGCUCCUUCUACAGCGUGAGCAUCUUCAACGCCACCGACAAGGAUGUCCACGCCCGGAAGAAACGGGUCAUGUCGCAGGCCUUUUCGGACCAGGCCCUCCGCGCCAUGGAGCCGCAUAUCAUCUCGAGCAUUCGAGCAUGGUGCGGGGCGAUCGGGAAAGAUGCAGCAGGCUCCACGAGCAAGAGCGGUGCGUCGGACCCGUGGACGGAGCCGAAGGACAUGGCGCAUUGGAGCGCCUGUAUGGUCUUUGACGUGCUGGGGGAGAUCUGUUUCGGACGCAGCUUCGAGACGUCGGUCAGAGAGGAGAACCAGUUCUUCUUUCCGCUGAUGGCGCUGAAUGUGCGCAUCUUGAAUGUCUGUGGCCAGCUGCCGAUUCUGCGGACGUUCGGGCUCGACACGUACCUUCGUCGAGGGACGGCGGCGAGCCGCGAGAGGCAGAUCCGGUUCUCGCGGCAGCAGUUGGCCGAUCGGCUGGCGAUCGAUUCGGAGGCGACGCAGAGGAGAGAUAUCAUCUACUACCUGCAGAAGGCUCGCGACCCGGAGACGGGGGAGGCGUACUCGCAGGCCGAGCUGAUUUCGGAGACUACUUUGCUGAUGGGAGCCGGCUUUGACACAGCUAACACCGCCCUGGCCGCAACCUUCUACUUCCUCUGCAAACACCCCCGAAUCCUCACUCGCCUCUCCGCCGAAAUCCGCACCGCGUUCUCGACCCUCGAGAGCAUCGUCUCCGGCCCUACCAUGCAGCAAAUGGUCUACCUCCGCGCCUGUCUCAGCGAAAGCAUGCGACUCUGCCCUCCCGUCCCCAUGGACCUGCCCCGAGAAGUCCAGUCCGGCGGUCUGCGCGUCAUGAACCAAGAUUUCCCGGCCGGCACCAUCGUCGGCGUCCCGACGUACUCGCUGCACCAUGACGAGGCGUACUUUGACGAUCCGUUUGCCUACCGGCCCACCCGCUGGCUGCUUUCUGGUAGCCCGGCCUGCCAGGACGACGAGGGCGUGAGCGCGGAGACCCUGGCCCGGCAGAAGGAGGCGUUCGUGCCCUUCAGUCUGGGUCCGAGGGCCUGUAUCGGGAGGAACGUGGCGUGGAUGGAGCUUGAGGUGGGACUGGCGAGGGCGCUUUGGCUGUAUGAGAUUCGGAUUGCGCCGGGGAUGGAGCACGUUGGCGUUGCUCCGCGUGGGGGGGAGUAUCUGAUUCGAGAUAAUUUUGUGGUGGGCAAGGAAGGGCCGAUGAUUCAGUUUCGUCCGAGGGUAGAUUGA